Messenger RNA from Bactrocera neohumeralis, 1579 nucleotides. It is a transcript of the gene Idgf4, whose product is annotated as chitinase-like protein Idgf4. The transcript is spliced from 3 exons. Gene Ontology annotation, biological process: carbohydrate metabolic process; chitin catabolic process. Bases 96 to 1415 code for a protein of 439 amino acids. Gene Ontology annotation, molecular function: chitin binding. Lineage: Eukaryota; Metazoa; Arthropoda; Insecta; Diptera; Tephritidae. Gene Ontology annotation, cellular component: extracellular region. The record is from RefSeq and is a predicted model, not a curated record.
AGUAGUUCAUAAUAAUAAGUCUUAAAAGCAUACGAAAAUAAUUUGUCACACUUAAUUAAUUGUAUUUUGUGUAAGUUUCGUAAAUUUUUCACAAAAUGAAAUUUGUCAUUUUGCUAGCGCUAUCGCUGGCUGCGUUGGCUAGCGCCCAGCAUGCGAGCAACUCACAUCUUGUUUGCUACUACGAUGGCAGCAGUUAUGUGCGCGAAGGUCUCUCCAAAUUGCACACAAACGAUCUAGAACCAGCUUUACAAUUCUGCACGCACCUCGUUUACGGUUAUGCCAGCAUCAGUCCGACAUCAAAUAAACUUGUCAGCAGCAAUGAUAAGCUCGAUCUGGACAUCGGUUCGGGACUGUACCGCACAGUGACUGGUUAUAAGAAGAAGUACCCACACUUGAAGGUGUUGUUGAGCGUUGGUGGCGACAGAGACGAAGUCGAUCCAGAUAACAACAAGUAUUUGACUUUGUUGGAGAGCACCAAUGCGCGCAUACCGUUCAUAAAUAGUGCGCACUCUUUGGUGAAGACUUACGGUUUCGAUGGUCUCGAUUUGGCUUGGCAAUUCCCCAAGAAUAAGGCCAAAAAGGUGCAUAGCGGCAUCGGUAAAUUGUGGAAGGGUUUCAAGAAAAUUUUCUCUGGCGACUUUGUGGUCGAUGAGAAGGCCGAGGAACAUAAAGAAGAAUUCACAGCUUUGGUGCGCGAACUAAAGAACGCUUUCCGUCCUGAUGGUUACUUGCUGGGACUCUCCGUCUUACCCAACGUGAACUCAUCACUAUUUUACGAUGUGCCCGCAAUUGUAAACAAUUUGGACUACGUCAACUUGCACGCCUACGAUUUCCAAACACCUGAGCGCAACCCUGAAGUUGCUGAUUUCCCAGCACCCAUUUACGAGCUAAAUGAACGUAACCCUGAAGCUAAUAUUAAUUUCCAAACACAGUAUUGGUUAAACAACCACUGCCCUGCAACUAAAAUCAAUGUCGCUGUUGCCGCCUAUGGACGUGCCUGGAAAAUGACUAAGGAUUCCGGUCUCACCGGUGUGCCACCAGUUGUGGAAACAGAUGGCGUUGCCCCAGCCGGUACGCAAACUCAAAAACCUGGUCUGCUCAGCUGGCCUGAGGUGUGCGGCAAAUUACCAAAUCCCGCCAAUCAGCAUUUGAAGGGCGCUGAUGGUCCACUCCGUAAGGUUGGUGAUCCUACCAAACGUUUCGGCAACUAUGCUUACCGCUCAGCUGAUGACAGCGGCGAUAAUGGCAUUUGGGUUGGCUAUGACGAUCCUGACACCGCAGCGAAUAAAGCAGCCUUUGUCAAGGCCAGAGGUUUGGGCGGUAUAGCUUUGGUUGACUUGUCUUUCGAUGACUUCCGCGGUGCUUGCACUGGCGAUAAGUAUCCAAUCUUACGUGCCAUCAAGUAUAAGUUGUAAAACGAACUUAGUUAAACAAGUUGGUUUAUACCAUAAAUUUGUUAAAAGCUUUUACGCAUUUUAAGUUUCGUGCUCAUUUAAGUUUCAUUGUUCGGAGCAUGUAAUAUUGUCACAUUUACCAAAACAGAAAAUACACAACCAAAACAUAUAUACAUACUCAUAAA